AUGAUGUUGCUGGCCAUGUUUGUUCGCUCUGCACACCUCCAGUCGCCGGAAGGAUGCUCCACUUCUUACCAUCUCUCUGCCGGCGCAGACUUGUACAAACUUGUGGAAGAUAACCGCGGGUCCAUUCAUUACGACCGUCUCCUUGCUGGCGCCCUUGAUUGCAAGGAGCGACGAAUAACCUAUUCUCAACGCGACUGCGCAGACACGCUUCAAGAACUUUAUACAGAUAUACAAGACAACGUCUCAACUUGUUUCUCAAUACUCAACCACAUUGUCAAUUGGGAGUUCUGGUGCAAAAUGCAGGCGGUUGCAGAUCCCGAGACGCUUUACACAAAGCAAAACUGCCUCGGCGGUGGAAGCUUUGGCAAGGUGUACAAAGGUGUCGACAAGCGCACUGGUCAGUCCGUCGCGAUCAAGAUUAUCGACGUCGAGAAUGCAGAAGAUGAAGUCGAAGACAUCAUCACGGAAAUCUCUAUUAUGUCCACGAUGAAUUCGCCCUACGUCACCAAAUAUCAUGGUUCGUACCUGAAAGGAUCAGACCUUUGGAUAGUGAUGGAAUUCUGUGCUGGUGGGAGCUGUUCGGAUCUUUUACGGCCGGGAAUCAUAACCGAGGAUUAUAUUAUGAUAAUUGUCAAGGAACUACUGUUAGGACUGGACUACCUCCAUAGUGAUAAGAAACUACACCGGGAUAUCAAAGCUGCCAAUAUCCUACUCAGUGGAAACGGUCAGGUGAAACUCGCUGACUUCGGGGUCUCCGGUCAGCUCAGCGCCACUAUGACAAAGAAGAAUACAUUCGUGGGAACUCCCUUCUGGAUGGCACCAGAAGUCAUAAAGCAAUCUGGCUACGACUACAAGGCAGAUAUUUGGUCUUUGGGUAUCACGGCCAUUGAAUUGGCGACUGGACAGCCGCCUUACUCCGACAUCCACCCAAUGAAAGUUCUAUUUCUGAUUCCCAAAAACAAUCCUCCUGUAUUACAAGGGAAUUUCAGCAAGGCAUUCAAAGAUUUCGUAGCUUUGUGCCUUCGGCGGGAUCCUAGAGAGCGGCCGUCAGCAAAAGAGCUUCUCAGGCACCCAUUCUUAAAGAAAGCAAAAAGGACGACAUAUUUGACAGAAUUGAUUGAACGGCAUGAGCGUUGGCAAGCGAUUCACGGGCGCGGCACUCCAGAUUAUGACGACGAACGUGCUUCUGAACAGCCGCCGCCGUCAAAGGCCACUUCAGAUGACGAGGAUCUAUGGGAUUUCGGAACUGUUCGGCCAGCUGGUAGAAACGCAGGUCUUCAAGCAUUGAGUGGUGCAGCAGCAAAUGUUCGCAAUCAUGGCCCAGACGCAUGGCCUUCGGACCAGAGUCGCAACACCAAAGGCGAAGGCAAUGAUGUCGAGAAUGUCUCUAAAGAAACACUUCGUGUUAAUCCUCCCACACAGUCUCCCCAAAAACAAAAAGUCUCGAUACCGUCCCCUCUCGAAUCUCCAGCAAGGGUGCCUCUCCCUCAAUCUCCGCUGAAGCCACAGCCAACACCAACAGUACCUGGGACACCAUCGUCUCGUCUCGAACAACCCCCUAUGUCCAAAGAGAAAGAUAGCCCCGCAACAAAAGACUACGACAAAGCAUUUCAACAGUCGCUCGCUUCGGACUUAACCUUUUUGCAUCUCAGUGAAUCACCCAGCGGAACUCCAUCACACUCACAAAAUCGACAGCAAUUAGCACCUACUCCUCCUGCUAGUAGUAUAGCACGCAAGCCAGUAUCUGGCCCAGCACCAACUUUCAUCAAAAAGGAAAACCAGCCGUCUGCCGGAACUCCAAAUCAAAACGUUCCCUCGAAAGUCUCUGGACUUCCAGAACAAAAAUCACUUCCUGCAUUUCAUCUCCAGUCAUUACCAACGUCUCAGCCAUUACGGCAAGCUGAACCACCAAGGGGCUCUGUAGAAUCUAGAAGAAGCCUCGACUCUCAAGCAUCAUCACGUCCGGCAACACCUCCGACAGACAUGAAUACUCUAAGCAGAGCUGUAAUAAUCCCAGCUCUCGAGCAUGCACUCCAUUGUCGAGCCAAAGGAGUCAAUGCGCUCAUGCAAGAGCCUCGUGGGAUGUCGUUAGAGGCGAAACAGCGUCACCAAUACGCGCACGAUAGGGUAAAAAGACUGGCAGUCAAAGCAGCCGGUAUUUUCAAUGAAAUUGAUCGACUGGAUCAGGAAGCACCCGUCGAUCUGGCAAUGGGACAGUCAUCAUUCACCGAAGCGUUCCUCGAUGCACUCAUGAGAUUCUGUGAGGUCGACACCGCGGAUCCCGAGGGAGGCGCCGAUAUGUAA
This is a messenger RNA of Talaromyces atroroseus, 2304 nucleotides long. RefSeq lists its product as hypothetical. Lineage: Eukaryota; Fungi; Ascomycota; Eurotiomycetes; Eurotiales; Trichocomaceae. Gene Ontology annotation, biological process: protein phosphorylation. The record is from RefSeq and is a predicted model, not a curated record. The coding region runs from base 1 to 2304 and encodes 767 amino acids. Gene Ontology annotation, molecular function: protein kinase activity; ATP binding. The transcript has 5 exons.